Pangasianodon hypophthalmus (striped catfish) is the source of this 6832-nucleotide messenger RNA. RefSeq names its product apical junction component 1 homolog (gene ajm1). Bases 915 to 4124 code for a protein of 1069 amino acids. Gene Ontology annotation, cellular component: apical junction complex; plasma membrane. The transcript is spliced from 7 exons. Gene Ontology annotation, biological process: cell-cell junction organization. The record is from RefSeq and is a predicted model, not a curated record. NCBI's taxonomy places the organism in Eukaryota, Metazoa, Chordata, Actinopteri, Siluriformes, Pangasiidae.
CUCCUUAGGUUAAACCAGGAAGAGCCGGUUUAAAGAGUCGAUUCGUUCGCUACCGACACAUCACUACUGGCAACCCUAUUCUACCGAGAAGAGAGGCAGUAGUAACGCUACGUAUGCAGUGCAAAGCAUACUAGGCCUGAAGAACGACAUUAUUGACCGACACUGUUUUUGUCUAACUGACAUACAGCUUCCACUAAAUUAUGCGUCAUUGUUUUGCAUCUGGAAAGUGGAUAAUUAUACUUAUGGCGGUUGGAUUACACCGUUAUGAAUAAGAAUGAAAGAAGUGAGAAACGACUGUCAAAAAUACAUCACUGGGGUCACAGGCAAAGUGUAUUGAGUAGAAGACCAGUCAUCUUUCUGCACAGUGCACAUGCUUCAUCUACAGCAUCCUACUUUCAACUGUUGGUGGCAAGAUGGCUGAAGGAUCCGUUAGUGGGACUCCAACAACGUCUAAGAGUAGAUGCUGCUGGACUUUUGGAAAGGAUGACCGAGCUAGGGUGCAUGGUCAGGAGAACUUACUUCCUUCAGCAUCCAUUGUCUAAAUCAUAAGCUUAUAAAAUCACGUAUCUGGAACCAGCAGAUCAUAACAACUCAAGCACUGCUCUUUCAGUUCUUUCUUAAAACAGCGCAGAACUAUGGCUGGCCAUCAAGGAUGAAGGGUGAUGAAGGUGUAGAAAAAGUGGGCAUAACAGAAACCAUGUUCACUGUAAAAGGCACUGGAAGAAGAAGCUGGCAAAAAAUGUUAUCUUCACACCUUUACUGAAGGCCGGGACAAUCAUCCCUUGUGAUCUGAAGGUGGCCCUAACCAGCUGUGGGUUCUGGGGCAAAUGCAGAAUUCUUCUAGUGAUAGUGAAGAGGAUUUUCAGGGAAUAUUCACCUGAAAAUGAUUUGAUGGAGAAAACUAAUUGACUAAGAUGACACUCACAGAUCCACCCAACAUACUGGAAUCUGCUGUGUAUCAAACUGCUAAACUGAAUUCCAUCUCUAUUCACGUCAAGCUCUACUCUUCCUGUAAACAAUGUGAUUCCACAUGCAUCAGUGCACUGGAGGAUCCCUGGAAUAACCCAAAAGAGCACAGUCAUAUGUGCGAUACUUCAUCUCUACACCAGCCCAAAUAUAACACAAUUGAAAUGGAGUACCCAUGUACAAGGGCUGACAGAUAUGUAGCCAACCCAGAUGCUGCCUGGAAUAUGCUAGCCCAACAUAAAAGGCACAAACUGCAUCGUUUUUCAUCCCCAGAUCUUUAUAACAUGCAAGUAACCCCUCAAAUUAUGACUGCUGAAAUGGCUGGUGAGGUUGCACUUAGGAGAAGAACAAGAUCAAGAAGUGCUUCACGAGUCCAGACCAACUUCAUUCCUUUAAUAACUGAUGGUUCUCCACCUGUGGUAAGAAGGAAUCAAAAACAUUCUCAGUGGAGGCCAGAGGUGUCUGCCAGAGAGUCCUUCUAUGGACCGACUUGUACUGUCAUUAAUGAGGUACAUCCCAUCAAACUGCAACCACAGAGGACUGAUACCAUUAGGCACUCUCCUAUUUAUAUGCCUGAAAGUUUGGAUGAGGGAAGGACUGUUAAACUUGCCACUAGUCCUCAUGUAAGAUGUCGAGUGGACAUUAAGCCUGAUGAGACAGCAUUGCAGCAACAUGGUCAAAAGUCAUCCAUUUCAAGGGUGGACAUACCAUCGCAGAGGUAUACCAGUAGUCGCAGUCAGAGUCUUACAGUACCUCCCCAUGUCUCCACCUCCAGAACACCAACUCCCACUGAAUAUUUCAAAGGUGAAUACACACCUACCUACCAGUAUUCCCAAAGUAUGCCAACCAGUUACAUGCUGCCAUUAAAGACUCCACCACAAAGGAUACCUUCUCAAUGGGAGAUGAGACAAUAUGGAAGGGAGAGAAGGGCUAAGUCAAACCCCAAUAUGCCAACUAAAUUCUCCAAUGUAGACAAUUUGGUGAAGUAUGAAACUUCACCCCCAAAAAGAACUUACUAUCAGGAUGACUAUUUUACCAUUCCUAGCCAAACCUACUCUCCUAAAGUACAUUAUUUCCAAGAUAAAAAAACUCACGUGGUUCAUACUAUACCUGACAGGCCAUAUUUCACAGAAGGAGAUCUUUAUCAUACUGCGCCAGAGCAGUACAUAAUACAGACACCCCCUGCACGAACCUUAAUUGGGGAUGACCCUAGGACACAUCAGGUUCAAACAGUUCCUCCUAGGAUUUUCUAUGUAGGUGACCCCUAUGUACCUUCAAUGGAAAGUUACAUUCCAGCCCAAGCAUACUACACAGAGGAUAGGCGUCAUGCACACAUGGCUCAGCCAAAAUCACAUGAUUUGUAUGGCUCAGAUGUAUCUAGCUAUUCCACACCCUAUCCUUCAUACACAUCUCAAGUUACACUAGCAAAAGUUAGACAAGAGUCCAUGCUUACCCCUUGGUACAGUAACCUGUGUAUGGAGCCAACAAGAGCAGUAACUGAUCCAAGGUCUCACUCAAGGUCUUGGGACAAUAUCCUCAAUACUCAUGUAGCAAGGGAACAACCUGUGUCUCAUGGGAAAAGUGAUGAGAAUCUCCUGUGUCAAAGGAAACAAACUUUGUCAAUAAAUGACAGACCAAAACCUGUGGUUGUUAAUCUUUCAAGUUCACCUAGACGUUAUGCAGCUUUAUCCUUGUCCGAUAAUUCCUUGAUUGACAAAAGCCCAGUUGACAUUAAGGGAACCUCAAGCAAACAGUGGUAUGUCACUCCUGAAAUCACUAUUACAGAUAAUGAUAUCAAACCUUGCAAGGGCUAUAAGGCAGAGGCACGCUCAGCCAGUUGGGAUGUGCUUGAUUCAAAAAGAGCUACAGGUGAAGAUGCCUCUUACCAUGAGACAAUCCCCUUUCCAACUAAAGAUAAGACACAUCACAGCACCUCACUCCAACAAAGCUUAGAACAACUUGACAAGCUUUUAGCUGACCUGGUCAUUGAUUAUAAACCACCCACUAGUAUACAGGCCAGUGAAGACUUGAUGGAUCAACUCAAGAAGCUUAUUGAUGAAGAGGCAGUAUCAUCAGGAAGAAAGAAUUCAAAGGCAGUAUAUGAGAGUAGUGUGUCCCUUGACAAACCAUCAACAUCUAUAACAAUAGAUCACACCAUAAGAGACACUGAGAGGAGAUGUGAUGGUCUGCAAAAUAAUGAGGAGUGCUCCCCUGACCAGAGUCCAGAUGAGGAUGAGACAAUGAUGUGUUCUAACAAUAAAUGCCGUCGGACAGAGACAUUGUUUAAUGCUUGCCUCUACUUUAAAUCCUGCCACAGCUGUUACACAUACUACUGCUCUCGCAACUGCCGCAGGGAGGACUGGGCUAUUCACAAGGAGAGCUGUCUGUAUGGAAGAAUUGGCAGCAUAUGUCGCCACAUUAUUAAAUAUUGUAGAGAAACUGCAGAGGUCCACAAAGCUUUCUCACGUAUAGCGAAAGUGGGAUACCUGUCCCGAGGAAGAGGUGUGCUGUUUUUGAGCUUUCCAAACCCAGGAUCAUCAACAAAUUUCCUUCAGUAUGGCCUAGAAAGCCUCCUAAUGUCUCCAACAUAUCUGUCCAUACGUGAACUAGAUUGUUACAUGGAUAACCUUGGAGAUUAUUGUAAGGAGCUCCAGGAAGCAGGUAAGGAAUAUGACCCUAAUGAAUGUUUUCUCUUGAAUGUAUCCAUUGCUGUUGGUGAACAAGUGCCUGAGAGAUCACCACCAAGGGUAAAGGCCCCAACAGUUAGGAAGUAUGCCAAGGUUGCUUUAGCCUCUUACAGCCCAGAAGGGAAUGUCCAUGGGAAAGAACGUGAAAUGGAGACUUUGAUUCUCACUCCACCACCAGGUACAGCUGACAUUGACAAGGAAGGUGAAGAGGGGAGAAAAGCUAGAGAGAUUUGUUUCAUCAACAUUCAACGGGAGCUAAGAAUUCGUGGGGUGUUCCUCCGCCAUGAGUACCCCCAUGUGUAUCAGAAACUCUGUGAGUUUGUGGAGAGCAACAGAAGGUUUACUCCUACCAGUAUUUAUCCUAUUGACAAGAGAACUGGCAAGCAGUUCAUGUGCAUGAUAAUGGCAGCCUCUGAGCCACGGACUUUAGAUUGGGUUGCCACUCCUCAUCUUCUAGAUGAUAUUAUUUGAACAAAUACACCUUUUAGGUAUAUAAAAUUACAUCUUAUAUAGUUAUAUAGUUAUGUACUACAGAUGAAAGAUACAUAUAUCAAGCUUAUUGUAACUGUUUAUAUGUAUUUUGUUAUUUAAAAACAUGCAUUAAUGUAUCUAAUACAUAGUAUUACGUUGUUGGAAGAGGAAACCACAAAUUAUUUAUUGACAUUUUGCUAUGAUGGAUUAGAAGAGUAUUUUCAGAAUGGUUUCAUGACAGCUUGCCAAUCAAUGUUACCAGCGGAAAGUCACUAAAUCAGUCAGUACUCAUUUAUAUGUGCUGACUGCUCAUAAUGAUUGCAAUGCCAUGACUUAAAGACAAAUGAUAUUCCUAAUUUUUAGUCAGUCCCACCAAAACAAAUUUAAAUGAUGUACUGUGGCUAAAUCAAGUACUUGCACACAGUUACUCCAUAUAAAAUGAUGUGAAGAAUAUAAAUACAACGUAGGAAUCAGAUCACACUUGGUUAAAUUUUUUUUUUUUACAAGAUAGAUAGAUAGACAGACUAUAUGGCCAAAGGUAUGGGGAAACCUGGACACCACACGUUUAUAAGCUUGUUGGACAUCCUUUUAUGAAACCAUAGGCAGUCAUAUGGAAUUUGUCCCAAUGUUUGCAGCUGUAACAGCCUGUACUCUUCUGGGAAGACUUUCUAUAAGAUUUUGAAGUGUGUCUGUGGGAAUUUGUGCCCAUACAGUCAAAAGAGCAUUUGUGAGGUCAGCCACUGAUAGUGGACAAGAAGGCCUGGCUUGCAGUCGACAUUCCAGUUCAUCUCAAAGGUGUGCAGUGGGGUUGAGGUCACUUGACAAACUUGUCAAACCAUGUCUUUUAUGGACUUUGCUUUGUUCACAUGGGCAUUUUCAUGCUAAACAAGAAAGGGCAUUCCCCAAACUCUUGCCACUAAGUUGGAAGCAUACAAUGCUAAUUACGGUUAAGCAAAUUAAUGCUAUAGCAUUAAUAUUACCCUUCACUGGAACUAAGGGGCCUAGUUCAAACCCUGAAAAACAGAUCCAGACCAUUCCCCCUCCUCCACCAAACUUAAAUGUUGGCACUGUACGUUCCAGUAGGUAGAGUUCUCCAAACCCAGAUUUGUCCAUCAGACUCCCAGACAGUGAAGAUAUGAUUCAUCACUCCAGAGAACACCUUUCCACUGCUCCUGAGUACAGUAGUGUGCAAUGGAGGUCAACAUGUCUAGCGGUGGCUUUACAUUGCUCCAGCCAAAGCUUGGCAUUGUGCUCUUAGGCUUGUGUGCAGCUGCUCAGCUAUGGAAACCCAUUUCAUGAAGUUCCUGAUGCACAGUUCUUGUGUUGAUGUUGCUUUCAGAAGCUGUUUGGAGCUGUAGUGAAUGAUGCAACAGAAGACAGGUGAUUUUUAGAUGCUACACACUCAGCGGUGCAGCUCUGUGAGUUUGCGUAGUCUAUUGCUUUGUGGCUAUGAGAUGCUUCCAUUUCAUAAUAAUAGAAGUUACAGUUGACUGGGGCAGAUCUAACAGGGCAGAAAUUUCAUGAACUGACUUGUGGAAACAGUGGCAUCCUAUGACAGUGCCACAUUUAGUCACUGAGAUCUUCAGUAAGACCCAUUCUACUGCCAGUGUUUGUCAUGGUGACAUGCAACUGUUAGCAGUUGGGUGUGGCUACAACACCUGAACUCAAUAAUUAUGAGGGGUGUCCACAUACUUUUGGCCAGAUAGAUAGAUAGAUAGAUAGAUGUGGUGUUUUCUAGUCCUGCAGAGCCCUUGCACCUCACAUUGGAGAGUGAGGUAUUUGGAGUGUGUACGAGAGGUUAAAAAAAGUUCUCUACCAAUGUUGACAAUGGUGCUUUUAUAUAUGUUUUAUAGAAUAACGUGAGCCAUAAUAGACUUGAAAAACAAUUAUAAUGAAAAAAAAAAUCAUAUUGGUUAAACUCAACAAAUCAUUUGUUCACUACUAUGUGGGUUCCUAUGCUCUUACAUUUCACUGCAAAAUUAACACUGCAAAAUGAAUUACUUGCAUGUUGUGAACAUGCUGCCCUUGUAAUCAAUAACUAGACUUCGAAAUAUCUUUAAACAAUUAUGAUUAUCAUCGGCAUGCUAUGAGUUAAGUGAUCCAACUAUGAUUUAUUACUUAGUGCACUUGGAAAACAGUGUGCUUUUACAUCUAUUUUUAUCCUGAUACAUUGAUAUAAUAUUUUUAUUAUAUCAUGUGUGUGUGAAAGUUUUCAGUCACCAGGUAAUUUUUAAUGUUUCUAGCAGUAAGUAUUGAGAGCUGGACUUGUUAUUCAUUCAUGAUGACAUUUUGCUAAUCCCUGCUAUAUAAAAAACACUGUGUAAUUACCAUCUAUGUGAUUAAAAUUAUACUAUGUUGUGGAAGUCUGAACUGGUAUGAAACUGUAAGACCCUGUAAGAACAAGAAAAUUGGUAUUUAUCAUGCGUGCAUACGCACAGCUGUACGCAGUGGCCAUUGAUAAAUCCCACACUUUCUAAACUGAUGUGCUCCUGCAUGGCCACACUCAUUUGCAUAAAGAAACAUCCACAUUGCCAUAUAUCGUAAACAAUUCCCUUGAAAAAGCACAGUAGUCUGCUUGUUUCAAAGGAUAUGGAACAUGCCAAAAGAUCUAAGAAGAUGAAAUAAAGAUACUGUUGCAUGAAAUAGAACAAAGCAAAAUGGUUUGGUACUUUCAUGAGUAGUUUGUCUAAUAAAGAAAUACAAUGUCA